Messenger RNA from Vollenhovia emeryi, 936 nucleotides. RefSeq lists its product as uncharacterized. The transcript has a single exon. NCBI's taxonomy places the organism in Eukaryota, Metazoa, Arthropoda, Insecta, Hymenoptera, Formicidae. The coding region runs from base 1 to 936 and encodes 311 amino acids. The record is from RefSeq and is a predicted model, not a curated record.
AUGGGAUCCCCGAUAUCACCCAUCAUCGCAAACAUCUUUAUGGAACACUUCAAGAAUGAAAUCCUGAAGAAGGCCCCACAAAAACCCUCCACAUGGUUCCGAUACGUGGACGACACCUUCGUCAUCUGGAACCACGGAAGGGAAACUCUACCUCAAUUCCUCACUUUCAUUAACUCCCAACACCCCAACAUCCAAUUCACAAUGGAGACCGAACAGAAUUCCCAAAUCCCCUUCCUGGAUGUCCUGGUCCGAAGGAACGAAGACGGCACCCUAAGCCACAACGUCUACCGCAAACCAACACACACGGACCGAUACCUCCACGCAAACUCCCACCACCACCCCGCCCAAAAGAAUUCGAUAAUCAGCUCUCUAGUCCACAGAGCACUCUCCAUCUCGGAACCAGCCGCCCUGAACGGAGAGCUAAACCACCUUCACCGAACCCUGACCAGGAACGGAUACAGCAGCAGUAACAUCAACCGUACAAUCAAGAAGCUGACCAACAAGGAACCCGGCCAGAACAACACCACGACACCAGAGACAGAGAAAGGGAAGAUUAAGGCAGUAGUACUCCCAUACGUCAGAGGGACCACGGACCGCAUCAGCAAAAUCCUGAGCAAACACAACAUCAAAGCGAUUUUCAAACCUUUCAACAAGCUCUCACAAAUGCUCCCCAAUCCCAAGGACCGGAGACCCCCUUUGACAGCUCCAGGGGUUUACAAGAUCCCAUGCUCCUGCGGCAAAGUGUACAUAGGAGAAACCGGGAGGAAGAUUAGUACACGAAUCAAAGAACACCAGCGAUGUGCCAAAUACGGCCACUUCUCACAAUCAGCUCUAGCCGAACACAAGAUUGAGACCGGACACGCAUCCAGUUCGACAAAGCCACCAUGCUGGCCCCGUCCCAAAGCUAUUUCGCACGAAAACACCGCGAAGGCAUAG